Molecule: messenger RNA, 3670 nt
Organism: Exophiala mesophila
Lineage: Eukaryota; Fungi; Ascomycota; Eurotiomycetes; Chaetothyriales; Herpotrichiellaceae
Exons: 1
Coding region: 328-3303 (991 amino acids)
Biological process (GO): protein K48-linked deubiquitination
Cellular component (GO): cell periphery; cytosol
Molecular function (GO): K48-linked deubiquitinase activity; cysteine-type deubiquitinase activity; cysteine-type carboxypeptidase activity
Source: RefSeq, a predicted model, not a curated record
CUGACGACGUGCAGACAGGCAGACCAUUUAAUGAUUCUCAGUGUCACUACACCAAUACCACUUCACCAUCUCAACCAUGACUCUGGCCUCAUUACUGUAAGCCUCUUGUGAUAGAGACUCAUCCUCUCUUCUCUCUCGACAUCUUCUUCAGCCAGAUCCUCUUUCCAUCUUGCUCUGAUCUUACCCUUGGUCGCUCCACCGCCUUGCUUGAUCAACUGAUAAUCUCAAACGUGUACCUCACAUCCACCUGGCAUAUCGAUACCAUGCCCAGUGAACGCUGUCAUCACUCCAUCAUUUCCCUUUGAAAGCUCAUCUUCAGGGCUAAUCAUGGUCGCCCGAAAGACCGACCAUCCUCUCUCCCCCAAUACCUCGGAUCAACCCGCUUUCGCCAACUACGAUCCCCUCCAUGAACAGAAUCUCUUCUCCAAUUCCUCUCAUCCCCCAUACCACCAACCCUACCAGGACCAAGUAAAUCCAUGGUCCGAUGCUCCCAGCCAUGACCUCUCUUCCGAUCGUCCUGUCCCAGACAUCCUAAGACCUGGCUCACGCACUCCCGAGACCCGUCCCACGCAACCCCACGUCUCCCUAAGCAAUGUUCCAGACGUUCUACGGUCCGCGAACACCGGCCAAAGUCGAGAUACCCCGAGAUCUUCAUUCGAAAGUGAUCGCUCGAGAGGCUUUUGGGAGGACUCGGAUGAUGAACAAGGCCAAAAAAGCCCAAAGAAGAAUAGGAGCCCUCAGCGCUCCUUUCUGCCCGAGAUAACCACCGGCAAUCCCAGCGAGCCCUGGAUAGCCAUUGAUCCACCAGAAAAAUCUCCCGGAAUCAAGAGGAAGCCAGUGGGCCUUUCGCAAUCUCAGCUAUCAGAGACCAGACUUGACCAACCUUCCCCCUCGGCCUUUGCAUCCAACAAUCCCUUUCGCAGACUAUCCCAGACCAGUGCCACAGAUCUUGUUCACGAGGCACCGGACUGGGGACAGGAUACCAAGGGCAAAGCACCAGCUCGACAGCACUCCGAUGCCCAACUCACUGACCAUUUUCAAGAUCUCAAUAUUGGAGUCAGUCAGCCCUUCAAUCCUUCCUUCUCCCAGUUGGCCCCAGAUAGUCAUCUUGCUCAACCUGCUCAACCCGCACCUCCCAUGCCUCAGGCCGCCCCUCCUCCGCCUCCGCCUAUGAAUGGGCCCCCAUCACCAUUCAGCCAACAACCUCCACUCAUACCCGUCAUCACUCCCCAGCAGGACUUGACCGAAAGUCCCUGGGCCGUCCCUCCACGGGUCGAGGAUUCAACCCCAUCCCCUAUUCCCUUCGCCCCGUCUCAGAAGCAACCUUCUAUGUAUAAUGAUAACUUAUUGGAUCGAGGCCAGCAGAACGGCACAGUCUCCCUUCAAAAUGAACUUUCCACCAUCCCCAACGCUGCCACUACCACUGCCGCUUCGUCAUUUCCGGAUGAGCCUUCUUUGCUCGAGGAUGAGGAUGACAUCGGACCUCCGCUACCGAUUCGUCCCAACCAGAGACCCAAUACUGAAUACUUUGAACCUCCAGAAGGGCCGCCGCCGCCAAAACCCCCUCGUCCAACCAUUAGGACCACUGGCCCCUCGUCGGAUGACCUAGCCAAGAUGCGCGAACAGAGAAACGAAACAUACCAGGUCAAGCAUUUCAAUUGGUUUGACCACAACUCUCGUCGAUUGCGAACCUCAUCCAUGUUGACCCAGAAUAAGAAUGGUCCCUGUCCUUUACUCGCGCUGGUCAACGCCUUGAUCUUGGGAGCCAAAGACGAAUCCCAGGCGUCUCUCGACGAUGCUCUUCGUUCUCGAGAGCAAGUCACUCUGGGUCUCAUCAUUGAAACAUUGAUGGAUGAACUUCUCUCGCGAGGCAUGGAGUCAGUCGGAGAGGUACUUCCCGAUGUCGACGAGCUAAACGCCUUCCUACUGCGUCUCCGGACCGGCAUGAACGCCAACCCACGAUUCGUCGCUCCGGUUGAUCCUCCUGUCAACCUCAUGGAUGCAGAUGAUGCCAUGAUCAACAUGCCCCAGCAGCGGCGAGCACAACUCCAGCGAGGAGGUUUCGAAAGCACCAUCGACAUGAAACUCUACGGCGCGUUCAAUGUGCCACUGGUCCAUGGCUGGCUGCCUGACCCAGGCUCAGAUGCUGAAAAGGCUUUCCGGCAUUCAGCCCCGACCUAUGAAGACGCCCAGGCCCUCCAAUUCGGCGAAGAAGAGCUCGAAUACAAACUCACCAAUUCGAGCUUGACUGCUGAUGAACAAAACAUGUGGCAGAACAUUCAAUCCAUCAAGGCAUUUUUAAGCAGUUACCCUACGCAACUGACUCCAAGCGGGCUGAAAGCCGUCCAGUCGUCGAUUCCCUCGGGCUCCUUUGCCAUCAUGUUCCGCAAUGACCAUUUCAGCACCAUUUACAAGCACCCAGAAAGUGGACAACUAUUUACACUCAUCACAGAUGCUGGAUAUGCAGACCGGGACGAGAUCAUUUGGGAGAGUUUGGUCGACAUCAGUGGCAGUAGCAAUGAAUUUUUCUCCGGAGACUUUAUGCCCGUCAGCCACAACAGUGGAGGAGGUGACACCUCAUCCAUACAUCCCAGUGCUCGCCGGACCUCACAGUUUUUGUCGGCCAACGAGCAGACCCCAGGGCCAAUGUCCCCUCAGGAACGACAAGAACAGCAUGAUGCUGAUUUUGCCAUGGCACUGCAACUGCAGGAGGAAGAAGAACAACGCCAACGUGCUGAGAGAAAUCGACGAAGAAGUGGAACGACCCCAGCGAGCAAUACGGGCGCUGGUAACACGCCGGGUAAUACGCGAAGGCAGUCAGGCAAUAUACCAAUUCCUCUCCGGUCUCAAGCGGAAGCACGGCCUUCGAUCCCACCGCGAGUGUCGAGGGCGAACAUCCCGGCGGUAAAUCGGCCAGCUGAUGCUGAUAGCGAGGAUGCACCUCCCGCGUACGAGGAGGCUGCCAAAGGAGCUCCUUAUAUUCCACCGGUUGGCAGUCCACUGCACCCUCAUGCGGACCCAAGCCCGAUGAACUCACAGGCGCAACUCACAGGAACCAUCAGCAAUACAUCACACUCCGGCGCGGAUGGACAUCCCCCUGGACCGCAUGCACCUCCAACUGCUGGACCCAGUUCCGGGGCAGGUCGUCGUCCGACGGGGCGAAGGACAAGUGCAUAUCACGAGCAGAGUCAGCAGCAGUAUUCGAUGCCACAGAGAACUUAUGGAUUAAAUGUGGCACAGCAACCUAUGGCAUAUCCCGGACCUUCUAGGAGGAAAGAGGACCGAGAUUGCAUUGUAAUGUGAGAAGAAGAUGAAAUGGCCACGCAUAAAUCAUGCUCUAAUAAGGCCUUUGGAAGCCAUGACGAGGUGACUUGAGGGCGUGUGAGGAAUUUGUUUCUUGGGUCCGCGUCCAUGGCUCAGUAAGUCGAUAGAGGUUUCAUGGGACCACAACUCGAUGUAAAUGUAAUUUGGAUGAGGAAUGAUUCAUGAUUUGACAAGAGCAACAAUACCUAUACACAGUGGGUGUCUGCUGUGUAUUCCAGACCUCAUCCAUAUCUAGAGGGGCGGAUUGAUUUCUUGACUGAGCCUUGCCACGGGAACGUAUCAGGGCAUCUACACAUGCAUCCUACGCCUUAUCAUAGACCCUAUAGGUAUUUACUUAUGUAAACCC